Molecule: messenger RNA, 662 nt
Organism: Telopea speciosissima
Lineage: Eukaryota; Viridiplantae; Streptophyta; Magnoliopsida; Proteales; Proteaceae
Exons: 2
Coding region: 42-641 (199 amino acids)
Source: RefSeq, a predicted model, not a curated record
UUUCUCUUGCUUCUUGUUUUAUAUGUGUCCCAGAACAAACAAUGAUUUUGGCAGCUGCAGAAGAAGAUCAGAUUAUGGCACAAUCAGACACAAAUACAAAACCCUACAGAACCACAACAUCCAUCUCUUCCUCUUCUACAACCAGCGUUCAUGUGACAGCACUAGAUGGCCUUGUGAACGUCAACUCACUCUUCACCAUAGCAGUUUUCAUGGGCAUAUCUCUAGCCACACCAGGUCAACACAGCCUCGAGAACAAAGGAGAAUGCGAUGCAGGCCUUGAUGUAGCCAAACGCUUAUUUUCCUUUGAAGUUGUUUCUUUCAGUUUCUUCCUCUUCUCAAGUUUAGUUGCUCAAGGAUUGAAGCUUGCAAUUGCUCUACUCAAUAGUAAAGAGGUAGAUGAGACCUUUAAAGCUCACAUCAAUCUGAAAGUCUUGAGGCUUGGGAUGAUAACAUCUUCUGCUGGGUCUGUGAUGGGUUGUGUAUUCUUGGUAUUAUCAAUGGUGAAUGCUAUAGAGAUCAGGUUGGGAUUGUUGUCUUGUGGUAGUGAGUAUGCUGUUGGUACAGUAGCUGCUUUGGUUAUGUUGGUAUCUUCUGGUAUUUUGGUUUAUGUUUCCACUGCUGUCUACUCUUUUAGACGCUAAGAAAAUAUGAAAUUAAGGAAA